UUUUCUCUUUCCAAACAGAACCUCACUAAUAAUUAGCAAGAAAUGUUUUUUAAUUAAUUUAAGCCUUUAUUUGGCAACAGUAACUAAAACCCAGGUGCUAAUUUAUAAAAGGGGAGAUGUUGUAGCAGAGUAUUUAGGAAACAGAGAUUUCCUCUUUCUCAAACUCUUGAACUUAAACAGUGAAAAAAGAAGAAGCAAGAGAUAAGCAAAGAGAUAGAGAUAGAGAUAAAGAGAAAAAGAAAAGUUUUUUGUUUUGGGAUUGUUUAUUUUACUAAGAAUUUCUUGCUUUCUAUAUCUGAUAUUAUUGUCCGUUUACUUUUUCAUUUCUCACAGAAAGGGAGAGAGAAAGAGAAAAGGAACAGAGUUUGUUUAUAUUUUUUGUUGUGUGUGUUUUGUCAAUAUCAUUGGUUGCACGUGGAAACCCAGAAGGUGUUUUUUUCAUUGUUCUUCUUGGAACGUUUGCUGGAGAUAUUGCUUAUAAUUAGCUCUACUGGCUCUGUUAAAUUCUUAAUUCUGAUCCCCCCUCCCCCCUCUUGUUGUUGACACUAUAGUUGGUAAAAGUGUCAAAAGCAUGGCUCUUUCUGGGGAUAAUAAUGAUAGAGGAGAAUUGAGGAUUCAUGAAAAUUUGGAUGAGCUAAGGACGGAUUUGGCUGACUAUAUUGCUGAGUUAUCAGAGGCUGCGGUGAAGGAGCGGGGCGUCUUUGCUAUUGCAUUGUCCGGAGGUUCUCUCAUUGGCUUAAUGGGAAAACUCUGUGAAGCUCCUUAUAACAAGACUGUAGACUGGGCUAAAUGGUAUAUAUUUUGGGCGGAUGAACGUGUUGUGGCAAAAAACCAUUCUGAUAGCAAUUAUAAGCUUGCAAAGGAUGGCCUUCUUUCAAAGGUGCCAAUUGUUCCAAGUCAUGUCCAUUCUAUCAAUGAUUCAGUUUCAGCAGAGGAGGCUGCUGAUGAAUACAUGUUUGUUAUUCGGCAGUUAGUGAAAACACGGAUGGUAGGUGUUUCUGACAUUAGUGACUGCCCGAAGUUUGACCUUAUCCUUCUUGGGAUGGGCCCUGAUGGUCACAUUGCCUCGCUAUUUCCUAAUCAUUCAGUGCUUGAUGAGACAGACGAAUGGGUAACUUUCAUCACUGAUUCCCCCAAACCACCACCUGAGAGGAUAACAUUCACUUUGCCUGUCAUCAAUUCAGCGUCCAAUGUAGCAAUGGUUGUGACAGGUGAGAACAAAGCAGAGGCUGUGCAUUCGGCAAUCGAUAACAUCGGACCUGACUGCCCGUCACUGCCUGCACGGUUAGUCCAACCAUCGAAAGGGAAGUUGAUAUGGUUUCUGGACAAGCCAGCUGCAUCAAAACUAGACGGCUUCCAAUUCUCUGAGUAGGGUCCAGGUUUUUUCUUGUCAAAGUGUAUCUUUGUAUGUAGUGGAGGGUUUUGAAACCUGUUGAUCCUCAUCCUCGAUUAGUUCCUGGCAUCUUUUUCUUUUGACUUUGGGUUAAAUUCUUCAUUUCGGUUUCUUCCUCUCUUUUCUAUUUGAGAUGGGAAGUGUGAAAUCCGUUUUGUAAGGAGAGGUAAAUAAACGUUGGUUUCUUGUGCAAAAGCUUUUUCUUGGUUCAGGUUCCAUUUAGACCGUUUCAUUGGGAA
Messenger RNA from Theobroma cacao (cacao), 1632 nucleotides. The record is from RefSeq and is a predicted model, not a curated record. NCBI's taxonomy places the organism in Eukaryota, Viridiplantae, Streptophyta, Magnoliopsida, Malvales, Malvaceae.